AUGCGGUCUGUAUAACAUUUUCUACCUUUUCGGACCGAGAUCUAGCGUACGAGGUCUAGGGUUAAGUUUCCACGUUUUUAUCGAAAUCGUAUUUCAUCCACACUUGGAUUUAUUAGUUUUAUACAGUAUUUAUUAAAAUGCCUCCUAAAUUUGAUCCUAAUGAAAUUAAGAAAGUUUAUUUGCGAUGCGUUGGAGGAGAGAUAGGAACAACUUCAUCUCUGGCUCCAAAAAUUGGUCCUCUUGGUUUGUCUCCAAAAAAAGUUGGUGAUGAUAUUGCUAAAGCUACAACCGACUGGAAAGGAUUAAAGAUUACAGUACAGUUGACAAUUCAAAACAGACAAGCCACAAUUUCAGUAGUUCCAUCUGCUGCUUCUUUAAUCAUCAAAGCAUUAAAGGAACCUCCAAGAGACCGUAAAAGACAAAAAGAUAUUAAACACAAUGGAAACUUGUCAUUUGAUGACAUACUCUCUGUUGCUCGAACAAUGAGGCCAAGGUCUAUGUCAAAGUAUCUUAGUGGUACUGUUAAAGAAAUCUUAGGAACAUGUCACUCAGUUGGAUGUACAGUUGAAGGCAGACCACCUCGUGAUCUCAUUGAAGAUAUCAACAAUGGAGAAUUACAAGUCCCUGAUGAGUGAUAUGAUAUAUCAAAUGGAGCUUUUUAAAAAAUAAAAGUUUUAAAAUUGAA
Messenger RNA from Megachile rotundata (alfalfa leafcutting bee), 685 nucleotides. RefSeq names its product ribosomal protein L12 (gene RpL12). Gene Ontology annotation, biological process: translation. Gene Ontology annotation, molecular function: structural constituent of ribosome; large ribosomal subunit rRNA binding. The record is from RefSeq and is a predicted model, not a curated record. NCBI's taxonomy places the organism in Eukaryota, Metazoa, Arthropoda, Insecta, Hymenoptera, Megachilidae. Gene Ontology annotation, cellular component: ribosome; cytosolic large ribosomal subunit.